Messenger RNA from Pseudoliparis swirei, 1330 nucleotides. It is a transcript of the gene lsm11, whose product is annotated as LSM11, U7 small nuclear RNA associated. Gene Ontology annotation, cellular component: U7 snRNP. Gene Ontology annotation, molecular function: U7 snRNA binding. The transcript is spliced from 5 exons. Bases 158 to 1330 code for a protein of 390 amino acids. Gene Ontology annotation, biological process: mRNA 3'-end processing by stem-loop binding and cleavage. NCBI's taxonomy places the organism in Eukaryota, Metazoa, Chordata, Actinopteri, Perciformes, Liparidae. The record is from RefSeq and is a predicted model, not a curated record.
UUCCGAUAUUGACAAGCUCGUGUCUCUGGCGUGUUUAGCGCCUCUUGAAAAAGGCGCAGAGUGUAACCUCCUCCUCGGACCGACGUUAAGAAACGUUCCCGGGAUUCUGUGCUUUUCACUCGUGCUCGUGUUGCUCCGUUGCGGGUCGUUUCAAAACAUGGAGGAGCGAGACAGAAAGAGCUUGAAGCCCGACCCUAAAGACGCGGUCGCUUCCGGCUCUUCGGUCCCGGGGCCGCGAGCAGCGGCGACCGGAGACGAUGACGCGGGAAGAACGGACGUCUGCUCGGACCGCUUCGACCCGCUCCUGGCCCUGUACGCGCCGGCCGUGCUGCUGCCUUUCCCCAACAUCAAGGGCUUCAACAACGUGGCGGCGUACGAGAGCUUCGUGAAGGGCGGCCGCGGCCGAGCCAAGCCGGAGAACGUGGAGAAGAGGCGGCUGAAGGCGACGAAAGGCGUGGCGGACCCUGAACGCAUCGCGAGGCUGAAGAAGCUGGUGGUGAACAACCCGGUGUCGGAGAAGAAGCUGGAGGAGCACGCGGCGCGCAGGAGGAGGAGGCAGGAGGUCCAGAAGAACGUCCUGACCAGGAUGCCCCUGUGUAAAGGCAGUCCGCUGGGCGAGCUGUACAGGUGUGUGGAGGAGAGGAUCCGGGUCAAAGUUCACAUCAGGACCUUCAAGGGCCUGAGGGGGGUGUGCUCCGGCUUCGUCGUGGCCUUCGACAAGUUCUGGAACAUGGCGAUGGUUGACGUGGACGAGACGUACCGGGAGCCGCUGCUCGGAGAGGCCUUCCACCACGAGAAGGCCCUCACCAUCUCACGGCUCUUCGAGAAGCUGAAGCUGCAGGAGAACCCGGUGGGAGACGAGCCCGCGGAGAACCCAGACAGAACCCCGAAAAACAGGUCCGCCCACGGGGGGGCGGAGUCCCGACGCUCCGGCGCCGCCGGAGUCAAACCGGAGGCCCGCGGGAAGAAAGAGCCCCGGACGUACGGCCGGGUCCUCGAACGCCACAUCAACCAGCUGUUCAUCCGGGGGGAGAACGUCCUGCUGGUGAACCCGCAGCCGCUCGGCCCGCAGACGCCCGGCCCGCAGACGCCCGGCCCGCAGACGCCCGGCCCGCAGACGCCCGGUCCGCAGACGCCCGGCCCGCAGACGCCCGGCCCGCAGACGCCCGCAGACGCUCGGCCCGCAGACGCCCGGCCCGCAGACGCCCGGCCCGCAGCCGCUUGGAUCGAAAGGAUCCGGUCGCUGGAAGGAUCGCUCACCACGAGCCAGAGCACGACGUACCGGGAGGACAGAGGCGUCCCACUGGGGAAGAGCGCCCCCUGGUGGUGA